Messenger RNA from Tarenaya hassleriana, 759 nucleotides. RefSeq lists its product as uncharacterized. The transcript has 3 exons. The record is from RefSeq and is a predicted model, not a curated record. Bases 1 to 612 code for a protein of 203 amino acids. NCBI's taxonomy places the organism in Eukaryota, Viridiplantae, Streptophyta, Magnoliopsida, Brassicales, Cleomaceae.
AUGAAGUGCUUAUCUUGUGGAUUCCCUCCGAAAUUCGGAUUCCGGAGCAACCCAAAUCGCCGACAAUCCACAUCCGAUCUGGCAACCGGAGGAAGAAAACGAAGACGGUCGAAUCAAACAUCGAUAUCCUCUCCUCGACAUCGCCGAGAUCGCAUUACUCUGCUCCAGAUUCUGGAAGAUCAUCUACAGGACGAAGCAGCUAUUUCUGGCGCGUACGAUGCAAGCGCUGGUCGGCGGAUUCGGCCUCGCCAGCGUCUACGUGAAACUCCGGCGAGACGAAGCAAGAGUAGCGGAGAGACUUGGCCUCUUUGCCUUCAGCCUGAGCUUCCUCCUCUCCUCAACAGUCGAAGCACUCCCGAUCUACCUCCACGAACGCCGAAUCGUGAUGAAGGAUUCCUCAGUCGGAUGCUACCGGAUCUCAUCAUACAUAAUCGCAAACACAAUCGCAUUCACGCCAUUCCUCUUCGUCGUCUCCCUCCUCUUCUCCAUCCCCGUAUACUGGAUCGUAGGCCUGAACCCAUCGAUCCAAGCGUUCGGGUUCUUCAUCCUGGUCGUGUAGCUCAUCGUCCAAAUGGCGAGCUCUCUGGUACCCGCUGGACACGAUGGUGGUGAACGAGUACUGGAGCUUGAGAGGGGAGUGCUUCUCAUGGCGAGGGGACGCUCCGUCGCAGCAGACGUGCGAGAUGACGGGAGAGGAGGUGUUGAGGAGUAGGGGAUUAGAAAGGGACACGAGGUGGAUGAACGUAGGGAUCAUGUUUG